GUCGAGAAUGGUGCGGCCUUGAGUUCAUGGACGAGAAUGGCGGUUGGACAUGUCUGCAGCCUUAGAAUUGAUGAGAGUGGGGCCCGAAUCAUGAAGGUUGGUAGCUAGCCAGAAACAAGCUGGCUACGCUUGAGCAGCGGACGAGUUAUUGUUGAGACCUGGUGAAGUUUCUCGUCUGCAUGACAUGUGCAGCAAACUGAGUUGCAGACUUUGGCACGCAAUGCAGGUGCAACUGCUAGUUGCAGAAGACCUGGUACUACACGCAGAGUUGAGAAGUUGAGGUUGCUGCGCAGACCUGCUUUACCACUCAUCUAGUCCUCUUAGCUGCACUUGGUCAUCAUCGACAAGCCAAUUUGCCGGAAUCAAAUCCUCGAGACCAAACCACAGCGCUACACACGCCCGGCAAGAGACCGAAAUCAGUGUGUAAGGCUCGCUGAAUGUGACACUGGUCUCGAGGAUAGCGCGUCUCCUGGUUCUACGUGAAUAGAAAAGAAUUUGAUAACUGCCAACUGAUGGAUUACUGCAAGAAGUAUGUCGAUGACGUGCUCCUUCAAGUCGGAAUGCUGGUGUCAGCAGCAGUUGCCGCUAUGUCCUGGUGCCUUUCCAAUUCUGCUAACGCCACUCUGUCCACCUACAUAACAUGCCUGCUCCCGGCGCUUCUCAUCAUUGUUCCAGAUUGGACAUACUUCAUGCGCGGACCCGGAGAUUGGUCGGAUGUCGUGUUCGUGGAGCCGGUGGUAGGUUCAACGAAGCAGAUCCGGAGGCUCGAGUUCGAGCGAGAUAUGGAGCUGAUAGCCAACGGGACUUGGCAGCUGCAGGAUUCCCGCCCCCGCCGUUUUCGAUGACAGUGAAAUCGAAAGUUGAGCAAAUAAAUCUCGCUUAAACACUUUCAGUGUCUUGCAAGUUUUUCAGUAACCAAGUGACGGAGUAGAAUUAUCCUAAACGAGAUGAGGUUUGGGGUUUCCACUUCACUUGCUGUGCUGUUGUUUGUGAAUUCAGUGAGCUCAUUCUAUGAUCUUAUCUGUCUUCGAACAACUGAAUACAAGCCUUAUCAGGCUGUGGGUCAGUAGAAAUCCUACGACCACGUCCAUGAAAAAAAUAUUACAGAUUUAAAAGUAUUUCAAUUCUCUCCUCCA
Molecule: messenger RNA, 1136 nt
Organism: Physcomitrium patens
Lineage: Eukaryota; Viridiplantae; Streptophyta; Bryopsida; Funariales; Funariaceae
Cellular component (GO): membrane; signal peptidase complex
Source: RefSeq, a predicted model, not a curated record